Messenger RNA from Desarmillaria tabescens, 1756 nucleotides. RefSeq names its product cytochrome P450. The transcript has 13 exons. NCBI's taxonomy places the organism in Eukaryota, Fungi, Basidiomycota, Agaricomycetes, Agaricales, Physalacriaceae. The record is from RefSeq and is a predicted model, not a curated record. Bases 209 to 1756 code for a protein of 515 amino acids. Gene Ontology annotation, molecular function: monooxygenase activity; heme binding; oxidoreductase activity, acting on paired donors, with incorporation or reduction of molecular oxygen.
AGGAUGAUGGUGACAUUGCUUAUACCCGCAAGCAGAGGUGCGAACUGGUGCGAAUGCGAGCUUUGUAACCUCGAAUUAGCUGAGGGAUGACACAUUACUAAGCCAAACCUUGUCAUCUCCGCCCGUUAGACGGAUCAUCUCCGGAAUCUUCUCAACAUAAAAGAGGGUGCUAUGGCUCGCUUCUUAAAACCACGAUUCUCAUUGCGACAUGGCGCUGGUUACAGAUGUCUGCUUAUUUCUGAUUGCCCUCUUUCUUAUCUACAAAAUUUCGACAAAUCGAAAUAGCGUUACUACCAACCUGCGAGGACCUCCGAGUCGAAGCUGGCUGUUUGGUUUCACUAAAGUUAUCCAUUAUUCCGAGGACGUAGCUCUCUUGUACGAGAAAUGGUCGGCCGAGUAUGGUUCAGUCUUCAGUGUCCCUGGAUUCUUGGGACAUCAGAAACUAGUUAUUUGCGACCCGAAGGCGGCGGCGCAUUUCUACUCGAGAGAGGCGGUUGGAUACGUCAAGACGCCCAUGACGCGCAUGUUCAUCGAAAUUAUGGUCGGAAAGAAUCUGGUAUGGGUGGAGGGGGACCUACAUCGACAACAGCGCAAAUUCCUCAUACCAGCAUUCAGCAACGCAGCUAUACGUGAUCUUACCCAUGUUUUCUUUGAUUCGGCUCACAGGACCUCGUCCGCUUGGGACGCUAUUCUAGAAGGAAGCGAUGGUACCUCCACGAUCGAUGUGCAAAACUGGAUGAAUCGCAUCUCGAUGGAUAGUAUUGGUAUAGCAGGAUUCUCUCACGACUUUGGGGCUAUCGACGGGAAGCCCCAAAUUUUCGACAGCGUAGACUUGACUAGUGGUGCUGCCGUUUUCGCCUUGAUGACCAUCGUGGGGUCUGUAUUUCCUGCUGUUCUCCGUCUACCUUCGAAGAGGAAAGACGAUCUCACCGCUAUGAAACGUAUGUUCACCAGCAUAGCUGAUAAGCUCCUGGCCAAGGCCAAAGAGCACGGGAACGAAGAAGAUAAAUCUGUAUUGGGUCUACUACUCAAAUCCGAGACCGAUGAAGCCGACGUUCACAUGUCUCGAGACGAAGUCAUAGCACAGAACUUAUUGUUGCUAGCGGGUUAUGAAACGACGAGCAUUAGUCUUACCUGGUCCCUGAUCGAAUUGUGCAAGAACGUCGACAUACAAAGCAGGCUUCGCGCAGAACUAGUACAAUUCGGUAACACAGAUCCAACGUGGGAGCAACUCCAAUCGAGCCUUCCAUACCUUGACGCGGUCGUACAUGAAAUCCUACGAACACACCCGCCCGUUUUAGAGACCGCCAGGGUGACGGCAGAAGAUGACAUUCUCCCUCUCGCUACACCCAUAGUAACCAAAUCUGGCGAGACGAUUAACAGUAUCUUCGUUGCCAAAGGAACGCACGUUACCGCCUCCAUUGGGAUGCUGAAUAGAUCCGAGGAGCUUUGGGGCCCCGACGCGAAGGAGUUCAAUCCAGAGAGAUGGCUGGAGGACAGUGCGCCGAGAGCAAAGGAGAUAAAGGGCCAUCGCCACCUCCUGACGUUCGCAAAUGGACCUCGAAUGUGUCUUGGGAAGGUGUUCGCCUUGACUGAGUUCAAGGCCGUGCUCUAUGUCAUUAUCAAGAACUUUACAUUCGAAUUCCCUGGUGGAAAGGACACUGUUAUUGGCAAGCAUUUGGGAGGCGUUUUGGCUAGACCAAAAGUUGUCGGAGAGGAAGGCGCGAGAGUUCCGUUGAGGAUGAGGCGAGUAUGA